AUGGCAACUGAUUUUGUCGUGGGUGAUGACAAGGGUUGGACUCUUGAUUUCAACUACACAGCGUGGGCAGAGGGCAAAGUUUUCCGCGUCGGCGACAACCUUCUGUUCAACUACGACAAAGCCAGCCACAACGUGCUGAAAGUGAACGGAACACAGUUCCAGGGGUGCAAUUUCACGGCGGAUAACGACUUACUCUCCAGCGGAAAGGACAGCAUCACGCUGAAAGCCGAAGGGAGGAAGUGGUACAUUUGCGGCAAAGGCAACCACUGCGCCAACCAUCAAAUGAAGCUCGUCAUCAAUGUCGAAGCUGCGGCUCCCACAUCCGCACCCGCACCCACUUCUUCUGCUCCUUCUCGCAUCGCUUCACUCUCUGGGGCACUCAUUGUUGCCAUAGCAGCCAUCUUUGGCUGA
Molecule: messenger RNA, 411 nt
Organism: Sphenostylis stenocarpa
Lineage: Eukaryota; Viridiplantae; Streptophyta; Magnoliopsida; Fabales; Fabaceae
Source: the annotation of a GenBank genome assembly